Arabidopsis arenosa is the source of this 1704-nucleotide messenger RNA. Lineage: Eukaryota; Viridiplantae; Streptophyta; Magnoliopsida; Brassicales; Brassicaceae. The record is from the annotation of a GenBank genome assembly.
AAACUAGAAGUCAAGAACAGAAACAUCCACAACAAUGGGUAAAGUAGAACAGAGCAGAUGGAGUCUUCAAGGCAUGACCGCACUUGUCACCGGCGGGACCAAAGGCAUUGGGCAUGCUAUAUCUGAGGAACUCGCAGGCCUUGGGGCAACAAUACAUACAUGUGCAAGAGACGAAUCUCAGCUUAACCAGUGCUUAAAAGAAUGGGAAACGAAAGGAUUUAACGUCACAGGAUCAGUCUGUGACAUAUCGUCCCGUUCCGAUAGAGAGAAACUGAUGCAAACUGUCUCCUCUCUGUUUGAGGGCAAGCUCAACAUCCUCGUAAACAAUGUAGGGACAUGUGUGACAAAGCCAACCACAGAAUCAACAGCAGAGGAUUUCUCAAACCAAAUCUCAACGAAUUUGGAGUCUGCAUACCAUUUGUGUCAGCUUGCUCAUCCUCUUCUUAAAUCCUCUGGAUCUGGAAGCAUCGUCUUCAUUUCCUCUGCUGCUGGAGUUGUCUCAUGUAGCGUUGGAUCCAUCUAUGGUGCAACCAAAGGAGCUAUUUGCCAGCUGGCGAGGAACUUGGCAUGUGAAUGGGCUAGCGACAAUAUAAGAGCUAACUCUGUUGCUCCUGGAGUCAUUGCAACUCCUCCAGCUAAAACUUUUAUACAAGGAGAGGAGUUUGCAAAGAAUAUUGCACCGAAUAUACCAAUGCGCCGCGCUGGAGAGCCAGAAGAAGUGGCUGCAAUGACUGCGUUUCUGUGUCUACCCGCAGCUUCUUACGUUACAGAUCUCCAAGAAAAGAUCUUUAGCUCUGUGGUUCAUAAUCCAAAAAUGGCUAAGACAGGGGAAAGCUUGAGAGACAAACCUAGAUGGAGUCUUGUAGGCAUGACCGCUCUUGUUACGGGUGGCUCCAAAGGCAUCGGAGAAGCUGUGGUGGAGGAACUAGCUAUGUUAGGAGCAAGAGUUCACACAUGUGCCAGAGACGAAACUCAGCUUCAAGAAAGCUUACGUAAAUGGCAAGCAAAAGGGUUUCAGGUUACCACUUCUGUCUCCGACGUUUCUUCUCGUGACCAACGAGAGAAACUCAUGGAAACCGUUUCCACUACCUUCGAAGGAAAACUCAACAUCCUUGUUAACAAUGUGGGAACGUGUAUAGUCAAACCGACCGUAAACUAUACAGCCGAAGAUUUCUCAUUUACGAUGGCUACGAAUCUCGAGUCAGCUUUUCAUCUCUCACAGCUCGCGCAUCCUUUGUUGAAAGCUUCUGGUUCAGGGAGCAUCGUGCUAAUCUCCUCCCUGUCUGGAGUUGUACAUGUCAAUGGUGCAUCCAUCUAUGGAGUAUCUAAAGGAGCUAUGAAUCAGCUAGGAAGAAACUUAGCAUGCGAGUGGGCAAGUGACAACAUAAGGACUAAUUCUGUGUGUCCAUGGUUCAUAGAAACUCCUUUAGUUUCCGAAGUUCUUAGUAAUGAAGAGUUUAGAAGAGAAGUGGAGAGUAGGCCACCGAUGGGACGCGUUGGAGAAGUAAAUGAAGUAUCAUCGCUUGUGGCAUUUCUCUGUCUACCUGCAGCUUCUUAUAUAACUGGUCAAACCAUUUGCGUUGAUGGAGGUUUCACUGUUAAUGGUUUCUCUUUUCAAGCCUCUGCCUAAUGAAUUAAGACUUCAAUUGUUUCUGUUUUUUACAUGUUGAGUGUAUUCUAUCUAAAUAAACUCACAAUUAUAGU